AUGGAAUAUGCAUUAGUAUACAAGCCACUCAACAAACAAACAACAACAACAAUAACUAUAACAGCUGCAUUAGAUAAAAAUAACAAUGACGAAAGUUCGAGAACACGACGACAAAAAUAUUAA
Cavenderia fasciculata is the source of this 123-nucleotide messenger RNA. RefSeq lists its product as uncharacterized. Bases 1 to 123 code for a protein of 40 amino acids. The transcript has 2 exons. The record is from RefSeq and is a predicted model, not a curated record. NCBI's taxonomy places the organism in Eukaryota, Evosea, Eumycetozoa, Acytosteliales, Cavenderiaceae.